AUGUGCAUGCAUCAUCCUAGUUUAGGCUGCAUUCCCCCAAGUUUCACCAUCAGCACAGGGUCACCUGACCAUUUGGGACAAGACUACAAUGGAACAGACCAUGACACAGACAUGUUCCCUCCAGCAACUGAGUAUGACAUUCCAACUCCCAGCCAUCAAGAACUCAGUGAUGUCGAUGGCAAUGGUGAUGACUCUGACUCAUCAGGCCAGGAAUGUGAGAGUCUAGGGUUGGAGUUCAUUGGUCCUCUUGUGGAUUUUCUCUUUAGGCAGGCUGAAAUGCCUGCCAAAAAAAUCAACAUGCUGCUUGAAAUCUGGGCCACAUCAUUACUUGCCUUACAUGGGGAACUGCUAUUUGCUAACCAGAAUGACCUUUAUCACAUCAUCAACAGCACAUCUGUCAGCAAGGUCAAGUGGGAGAGUUUUGUGGUGCAGUACACCAACAAUGGACAAGAUGGACAAGACAGCAAUACAGCUCCUUGGAUGCUCAACAGUUAUGAUGUAUGGUAUCAAGAUCCACAUAAAGUCAUCCACAAUGUCCUUGCUCAUGCUGACUUAAUAGGUCAAAUCAACUACAUACCAUACUGGGAGUAUAAUUCUACAAACAAUCAAAGGCACUGGGAGGAUUUCAUGUCAGGAGCCUGGGAGUGGAACAAGGCAGACAGAAUCAUUAGUGAGGAUCCAACAACAGCUGGGGUGACACUAAUUCCCAUCAUUCUCAGUAAUGACAACACAACGGUAUCAGUAGCAACUGGCCAGACCAACUAUUACCCCUUGUAUCUCUCCAUCAGAAAUGUUUGCAACACUGUUCAUCAUGCUCACUGUAGUGUGGUAGUCCUCAUUGGGUUCCUGGCAAUGCCAAAGACCACUAGAGAACAUGCCAGAUCCUCUGCUUUCCAAAAUUUCAAAAGGCAGCUUUUCCACUCCUUGAUAACACACAUUCUUUUGGCUUAUAUAGCUGACUACAAGGAACAAGUUCUGUUGUCUUGUAUCAUACAGAAUUGGUGCCUGAAGUGCCUUGCACACUGGGAGAGUCUGGAUGAUGAUGUGCUCUGUCAUCAUCGUGAGCAUGCUGACACUGUGAUUGAAGAAUUUGACUUUCAUAAACUGUGGGACACAUAUGGGAUUGUUGGUGACAUAGUGCUGUUUACAAACAAUUUUCCAUGUGCAGACAUCUAUGGCAUGCUUUCACCAGAUAUCCUCCACCAGCUUAUCAAAGGUGGGUUCAAGGACCACCUGGUGGAUUGGGUCAAGCACUACCUGAUCCACAUUCAUGGAAAGACACAGGCAGAAAAAGUCUUGGAUGAGAUUGACCAGCAGAUCGCAGCUGUUGCCCCAUAUACUGGGCUGUGGCAUUUCCCUCAAGGUCAACACUUCAAACAGUGGACCAGUGACAAUUCCAAGGGCCUUAUGAAGGUUUACAUUGCAGCAAUUGAAGGUUAUGUUCCACAAUAUACAUUUGUUGAAAUUGACAAUGCACUCAGGUGCUUCCACCUUUAUUGUGAAGUCUUCUGGAAUGCUGGGGUAGUUGAUACCUUCUCACUGUGCUGGCAACAUGCUAUGAAGCAUUACUACCACCUUAUCUGUCAGUUUGGUGCACCUAAUGGCCUCUGCUCUUCAAUUACAGAGUCCAAACAUAUUAAAGCCAUCAAAUGGCCUUAUUGGCACACUAACUGCUUUCAAGCUCUCAGAUGGAUGCUUUUGAUCAACCAGAGGCUCAACAAGCUCAUCACUGCACACACUGACUUUAAAGAACAUGGUAUGUUAAAUGAACCAUUGCUAUCACAUGCACUCAGGGCUCUAGAACAAGCAGGGAGUUAUGAGGAGGAACUGGGCAAUGCCAUUGAUGCUCCCAGGUUGGUCAAGGCCCAUUGCACAAGGACCAUAGGCACCCUAGCAGCUGAGCUCUGCCUGCCACAGCUUCCCAACAUUCUGUGCCACUUCCUCUACUUGCAACUCUUUCCCACUGAUGAUCUGGAUGACAUCCCCCUCAACAAGUGCCCACCCUAUGAUGGUAGCAUGUGUGUCUACAACUCUGCAUGUUCCACUUUUUUGUACCAACACCAUGAGUACAUUCAUUCCUGCCCCAUGUGGAGGAACAAAGGACCCUGCUUUGACUGUGUCUUUGUUGUAACUGAUCCAGAGGCAGAGGGUAUGUGUGGACUGGACAUUGCCUGUGUUCUGUGCUUUUUUUUGUUCAAGUAUCAAGGCACUUUGUAUCCAUGUGCUGUCAUACAUUGGUUCAACUGCAUGGGAGAUGGCCCAGAUGUAGCUACAGGGAUGUGGAUCAUCUGCCCAAGUUACAAUGCAUGCAAUGUCCCACACAUCACCAUCAUUCACAUCAAUGCAAUAUAUCAUGUGACCCAUCUCAUCCCCAUUUAUGCUGCCUACAACAUCAACACCAGAGACAUCAAGCCUCAUGACUCCUACAAUACAUUCAAUUCCUUCUAUGUGAACAAAUUCACUGACCAUCAUGCAUUUGAAAUUGCAUUCUAG
Messenger RNA from Pisolithus orientalis, 2493 nucleotides. RefSeq lists its product as uncharacterized. The transcript has 12 exons. NCBI's taxonomy places the organism in Eukaryota, Fungi, Basidiomycota, Agaricomycetes, Boletales, Pisolithaceae. The coding region runs from base 1 to 2493 and encodes 830 amino acids. The record is from RefSeq and is a predicted model, not a curated record.